GUUAAACGCAGUUGUUUAUAAUUAUUAGCAUGGAGUCAGAUUCCAUUUUCCACUACCUUUCUUAUUUUCUGUUCAUUGUACCACAAUACUUCGCCGACUUCCAUCACGCAUAUGCAAAAUUUUAUGAGUGCGAGAAAUCAGUAGCGAAGUUGGCGGUAGUAUAUGGAAAAAUACCCGAAUUAUGUUACGUCAUGAGGAAUGCAAAUUACCAUGGUAUAGCCCGUGCCAGCGAAUGCAUCCGGCAACUGAACUAAAAAUGGCCUAGUCGUGCGACCAGUGACAUUUUGCUUCGCAAUGGGUGCGUGUUCGCAAAUAGCGAUGUUAACGUCAGUGUUUUUAAUAAUAUAAACAUUAAAACAACAUCUGAAAUGUUUACAAUAAUAUGAAGUGUUUUCGAGUUAUCAAAAAUUGAUAAACGAUGAUGUGAUUGAUACCAAAAAAACCGAAUGUCAGUCAUGGUAGUCGAUUGUUUUUAUUAUCAAUUACAUUGAUAAUUUCUAGUAAUAGAUGGAAUAAACACGAAGGUUCCUUAACUGAGUAUUUAAUAUGCUAAGUGUCGCUUGCCAAUUUAAAACAAAUAGCUUUAAAGAAAUGUUACGGUGGGUAGGUGUAACCCAUUAAAAGGUUAAGUUGUCAAUUUCGGUAAAUAAGAAACAUGUCCACAAACACAUCUAACUUAAGUACACACUCAAUUCACGAAAUACACACGCAACCAGUGACCUCUCCUUCGGCCAAAACUGCUAAACCGGAGGAGAAAAAGUCCAGAACGUUACUUAAUAUUUUACCAAAGCUUCCUUCGAGUGAUUCUCUAAGCAAUAGUCCCGGACCUGCAAGUCCUGGUAAUUUCACGCUGACGAUGUGGCCCUUUUACAGUUCAGUUGCUCUUGCAGGUGUCGCCAGCCACAUCGAAAAGCCAGACGUCAUCACCGACCGGUCCCCCGAAACCUGCUCCAAACUGACAAGGAAGGAGUCAUACAAAGCACAACGCAAAAAUUACAGGAAAGAGAAAAAACGCGUCACUAAUGAAUUACUGAACUCCCUCAAAGAUCCUUCCGUUGUGGUUUUAGCCGACUGGCUAAAAAUCAGGGGCACCCUAAAGUCAUGGACUAAGUUGUGGUGCGUGUUGAAGCCGGGAUUGCUGCUGCUUUACAAGAGCCCCAAAGCCAAAAGCAGUCACUGGGUGGGAACGAUUUUGCUGAAUUCGUGCAAAGUGAUCGAACGACCCAGUAAAAAAGACGGUUUUUGUUUCAAGCUUUACAAUCCUUUAGAUCAGUCAAUUUGGGCGCCUCGCGGGCCCGAAAAUGAAACGAUCGGGGCUGUGGUGCAGCCGUUGCCUAGUUCCUACUCGAUAUUCCGUGCUCCAUCACAAGCGUCUGGAAUGUGUUGGUUGGACGCUUUAGAAAUCUCUAUAAGAAACGACUCAGCUUUAGUACGCUCAGUUAGCAAUAAGUCAGCUUCAGGAAGCACAAAUCAUGAGACACAAUGGAAUGAAGCCGAUUACGAAAAACAUUUUGACCAUGAUUUAGAUGACGUUAGUCAGCCUGAUAACGGAGCUCAACUUAGUACAGGCGACGGUGAAAUGACUGAUUCAGAUUCGGACAUGUCGGCGAAGGAAGAAGAUGUGGAUGAGGACCCUCCAGAGACACCGUAUGUCCCAAACAGCGAAGAAGAAUUUGGCGACGCCGGCGCUCAAGUAGAAGAACUAGCAGAGGAACACAAAUCUUUGAUAUGGUACUUGGUUAAGCAAGUGCGGCCGGGGAUGGACUUAAGUAAAGUAGUACUGCCGACUUUUAUCCUAGAGCCACGCUCAUUUUUAGAUAAAUUAACAGAUUCGUACUACCACGUUGAUAUUCUAUCAGGGGCUGUUCUGGAAGACGAUGCCUUUACCCGCAUGAAAAUGGUGGUGAAGUGGUAUCUCUCUGGUUUAUACAAAAAACCGAAAGGUUUGAAAAAACCAUAUAACCCUAUUUUGGGUGAAACUUUUCGGUGCUAUUGGAUGAACCCUAACGGUUCGAAAACGUUUUAUCUGGCUGAGCAGGUUUCGCAUCACCCACCUGUGUCGGCGUUUUACGUUACUAAUCGACAAGAUGGUUUCUCGAUAAGUGCCAGUAUUUUGGCAAGGUCGAAGUUUUACGGAAACUCAACCUCGGCCAUCUUGGAUGGUACAGCAGUUUUAACUUUCCUACCGAGAGGGGAAGAUUACACAAUUACCGUCCCGUAUGCACACUGUAAGGGUAUUUUAAUGGGUACACUCACUAUGGAGUUAGGUGGGAAGGUAUCAAUAGAUUGCGAAAAAACCGGAUAUUUUACAGAAAUCGAAUUUAAACUCAAACCUUUUCUUGGUGGAGCUGAGCAGACGAAUUGUAUUUCGGGUCGAUUGAGACUCGGGAAAGAAACUCUAGCAACUAUUGACGGGUACUGGGAUGGUACUAUUUACAUUAAGGAUAAAAGAACAGGCGAACAACAAACGUUCUGGUGUCCUACAUCCAAUGUUCGCCGACAUCGGUUAACACGAUACACAGUUCCUGUAGAUCAUCAAGAAGAGUAUGAAUCAGAGAGGCUGUGGCAGCACGUAUCAGCCGCGAUAUUAAGAGAUGAUAUGAACGCAGCCACGGAAGAAAAAACCGUCUUAGAGGAAGCACAAAGAGCACGUUCGAAAGAGCGUAAAGCAAAAUGUGAGGACUGGGUUCCUAUACAUUUUCAACAAGAUUUAAAAACGGGGCAGUGGGUUUAUAAGCACUCAGAUUUACGACCUUGGGAUCCUCGGAAUGAUUUAUAUCAGUAUGAGUUUAACUAUCUUAUACAAACAAGAACAAAACAUCAUACUCCCAUGAUUCGUACUGCCAGUAUAAUAAGUGUGGAGCCGCAACAAGGAGACACUCGUUCUUCAACUUUGAAAGUCGCCAAACGAAAAAUGGCGCCCAAGCAAGUUUCGUCUGACGCGGACGUCAAUGAUAGUGCUACAACUUCCGAAGAAUUUCAUUCCGACUCGACUCAGUCUGUGAAGAAGAUGCCUUUAGCGGCGACAAACUCAAGCAUUAUGUUGGCAAUUCAUGACCUGGAGCAAAGUCUUCAAGAACAUGGCGAAAAAAUUAGUCAGUUACAGAGGAACAUAAACCGUGUAUUGGAAUCUAAUAUGAAAUCUCGUAGUAGUCCUAGUUACAUUGAGAUUAUGGUGAUUAUCUUUCUACUCGGUUUUUUUCAAGCCGUUUUUGUGUAUUUCUUUUAACUGUACUUUUGUUGUGCAAUUUCAUUGUGAUAAAAAAUCCUCGUCACUGCGCCAUUUGUUUUCAACUUGAUUUACGGACCAGUGGAGGAAUUUUUAAAUUGUUGUAAUUUAAAAUUACCAGCACCAAGAAUUGUGCUUUUUGUUGUAAAGAAGGUGUAUCUAAACCAGUCCGAACAUCAUUCGCCGGUGCUCCCUUGGUCUGAAUGCACCUUAAUGUAAUCGUGCCUUUUGACGGGCUCUUUCAUUACACAAUGGUUCCUUGAUUGAAGCCCUUACAAGGUUUUUGUUUUAACCACUACUGUCGUUGUUAUGUACUGUGUUUCUUUUAGAUUAGGAACGAUUGUGAUAUGAUAUUGAAAUAAAGCUUACAGCGAGAAAACGGGCGACUUAGGUUAUCUUAAUUUGUCCUAACUGAUAAGGAGGGGGGGAUUAGUAAACGUACACGCGCUAUUUGGAUCACAGUUUUGUUCUUAAAUGGUACAAAAUAAUUCGUAGUUUCUAACAAAUUUUUGGGGAUAUAGUUACUAGAAAUUUUUUUACAUACAUAGUUCUAGCAUUGCAUGUUAGUACCUAUUCCUCUGUUAUUAAACACUUGAAGCUUAAUAAAGGUCAUUACAUCUCGAA
This is a messenger RNA of Zophobas morio, 3853 nucleotides long. It is a transcript of the gene Orp8, whose product is annotated as Oxysterol-binding protein-related protein 8. NCBI's taxonomy places the organism in Eukaryota, Metazoa, Arthropoda, Insecta, Coleoptera, Tenebrionidae. The coding region runs from base 656 to 3229 and encodes 857 amino acids. Gene Ontology annotation, cellular component: membrane; cytosol; intracellular membrane-bounded organelle. The record is from RefSeq and is a predicted model, not a curated record. The transcript has 11 exons. Gene Ontology annotation, molecular function: cholesterol binding.